Silurus meridionalis is the source of this 806-nucleotide messenger RNA. It is a transcript of the gene med11, whose product is annotated as mediator complex subunit 11. NCBI's taxonomy places the organism in Eukaryota, Metazoa, Chordata, Actinopteri, Siluriformes, Siluridae. Gene Ontology annotation, cellular component: mediator complex. Gene Ontology annotation, biological process: regulation of transcription by RNA polymerase II. The coding region runs from base 182 to 526 and encodes 114 amino acids. The record is from RefSeq and is a predicted model, not a curated record. The transcript has 4 exons. Gene Ontology annotation, molecular function: transcription coregulator activity.
AAUUCGCGUUUCCGUUUAAGCGGACGUUUGUCCUACUCGACUUGCCGUAACUGGAAGUCUUCUUGCUUUGUUGCUUUGAACAGUAUUUUCUUUUUCAAUUGUUUAAUAACAUUUUAUACGAAAAUAAAUCAUAUCUCAUGUCGUCCUAAACUAGAAACGCUGCAUUAGAAAGGUGUAAACAAUGGCUAAUGAACGGUUACGGGCUCUGGAGGAUGUGGAAAAGGAGAUCGCGGUCGUUCUUCAGUGUGCAGGAACCAUAGUGCUGGAGUUGUCCAAGGAGAAGCACAAUUCAAAUUUAUUAGAUCGGCAACUCAACCAGUUUCAGACCUCAAUUAACAGGAUCGAAAGCGAGCUCAGCUCUCAGAUCCGCUAUCUUACACAGGUGGCGACCGGUCAGCCUCACGAAGGGUCAACAUACUCGGCACGAAAGGACUGCCAGAUGGCUCUCAACCGUGCUGAAUACGCCCGUGUCAAACUGGGCGAACUGAGACGUACCUGUGAGAUGAUGCUCGAUCAACAGACAUGAUGGAACCGAUGUUUGCAUUUGUGUUCUAUUGCAAAUGUAUGAGCAUAACAUUUAGAUUUAGUCAGAGUUGCAAGAAAAUUUUGUUCAAGGUUCUUGAACCAUGGCUUUGUCAGAAAGCCCAUGUUUGUUUGGUUUUUUUUUAUAUUAACUAUCCAUUUGUACUGCUUUGUGUUUUUUCUUGUUGAACCUUAAUUUCACCCUCAAACAAAUUAUCACUUACUUUUUUAAGUGACGUCUCACCAUUUUGUUACAAAUAAAAAAAAAAGUCCCCAUAUUGAAA